CCUCCAACGAACGCUGCAUCUGACCCCUUCUGGUGUCUUCCAGAGCAGGAUGAUAAGUCCAUUCGGAGGCUCGCAACAGCGUUCCACUGCCAACGGCCCCCAUGGGACGUGAUUUGGCUGCCAUCAUCAUCAUGCUGGAUGGCCAUUCGAUCGGGCGGUUAUCGCCAUUGGAGGAAUUUGGAAAGGGACUCGGAAUGCGCCUGUCACUUGACCAGGCCAAGUGGGCCCGGGGAGCCUCGGCCAGUCGCGACGCGAGCCUGGCUUAGUCAGCGCCGUUGCUGCUGGCGGGCGUCGGCAUUCUCCCGGAGAUAG
Messenger RNA from Rasamsonia emersonii CBS 393.64, 312 nucleotides. RefSeq lists its product as uncharacterized. NCBI's taxonomy places the organism in Eukaryota, Fungi, Ascomycota, Eurotiomycetes, Eurotiales, Trichocomaceae. The transcript has a single exon. The annotation marks the transcript as partial. The record is from RefSeq and is a predicted model, not a curated record.